Messenger RNA from Spodoptera frugiperda (fall armyworm), 1489 nucleotides. RefSeq names its product 28S ribosomal protein S27, mitochondrial. The record is from RefSeq and is a predicted model, not a curated record. The transcript has 2 exons. Gene Ontology annotation, cellular component: mitochondrion. Lineage: Eukaryota; Metazoa; Arthropoda; Insecta; Lepidoptera; Noctuidae. Bases 127 to 1452 code for a protein of 441 amino acids.
UUAUGUCAGAUGUCAAUGUAUGAAUAUUGUUGAAUUGUGAGAUAACCUAAAAACUUUCGUUUCAGGUUGUAAAAUAAGUAAAAAUAAAUUGAAUUUGAAUCGAAAUUUAUCUAACCAGACCUCAAAAUGUUACGUAAUUACCGAAAACUUCUUUUUAAGAAUAAUGUGUGUCCAGUUAUCAUACAUAAAAAGAAUUUUUUGUCCAAGGAAUACAAAUGUACAGAAGCUUGGAAUAACAUGAACUCGUCGCCUGUAUUUAAUAAGAUCAAUAUUCAUGAUUUCUACAAUGUACUAGAUCAAAAUUAUUCCUCAAAAGGUGUCUUAAGCGCCAUAGAUGUUGAUAUAUUUGCUAACGCAAUCAAAGAUCAGGGCCAUCUAGAAGAGCUUAAGGAUCUACUGCAUAAACUCCGAACCACGGCAGAAACCGGCAAUAUGUUGGAAUCAACACAACAAGCUACUGUACGGAAUUUCAUGGAGUUUGGUGAUGUAAAGGAGCUGGUAGAAAUAUUAAAAGAUCCUCUAAACUUUGGUGUUUUCCUAGAUGACUAUACUGCAAAUAUGUUACUGGAUAAAUUGUUAACAUUGAAUAACUACGAACUUGCUGCUAGAGUAGCUUCUUUAGUAAUGCUGCAAGAGGAAUUUAAUCAUGAACUAACAUGUGCUUUGUGCCAAUAUGCUUGCUACAAAUAUAUCACUACUUACACACCAACACCAUCAGAACCUGCCCCACCUGAAGAGAAAAACAAGAAGGUUGAAGAAAUUAAAAUCAGAGUCAAAUUUAUUCGAAAUCCCUUCUUUGAUGAUCACUUUGACAUCAAAGACACCCUUUUACUAUCUGGCAAAACAUUAGCUUGGAUUUCAGAGAGAGCAGACAACAAUUUAAAUAACAAUCUACAAAUUAUUGGAUGGCUUAAGUACAAGAAGUAUGAUAAACUGGCUGCUUUCAGUCAGAAAAUAAGCAAUGAGAAAUCAUUUAAAGUAUACAAGGAGGUCAUAGAAGUUUUGGAGAAAGAAAAUGCUGUUAUUGAAGCCGAAUUCAAACCCAUCUUAGAAAAUUGUAUGUCAACCUUAAGUAAAGCUGAACAGAAUACUGAAGCGUCUUUAGAAGAGACAUUGAAAAAUGCAAUUGAGAAUGCCAUCAAUAAAACACAUAAGAAUGAUGUUUCACAGCAGAAGCAGCUAUUUGAGUCAUGGGCGAAACUAAGAGAACAAAAACUUCAAGAACAAGCUCAAAGGCUGGAUCGGGCGCGCAGGAUCCAACUCAUUCAACAAAAGCAAAAUGAAAUGCAGGAACAAGAACAGAAACUAUGGUUCUUUGAAAAUGAAGAUAAAAUUGAUCUUGAAAUAGAAGAAAAAGAGAAACUUGUUGACAAGACUGUAACAAAGAAAAAAGCAAGCAAAACUACUGAUGAAGAUUAUAUACCACCCGAGAUUCUACCGAAAAGGAAGUAGGGUUUUAAGAUGUUAGAAUAAAAUAUUAGAUUACAUA